Messenger RNA from Parasteatoda tepidariorum (common house spider), 2287 nucleotides. RefSeq names its product trafficking protein particle complex subunit 12. Gene Ontology annotation, molecular function: protein binding. NCBI's taxonomy places the organism in Eukaryota, Metazoa, Arthropoda, Arachnida, Araneae, Theridiidae. The record is from RefSeq and is a predicted model, not a curated record. Gene Ontology annotation, cellular component: TRAPP complex; Golgi apparatus.
AACCAUGAUUCAGAAACUGACUCGUCUGUUUAUUUACUUUCUAACAGCUAACAGCUCUUUUACAAGAAACAGAAGUGCUUGUAUUUUAUAAGUGUAACAUGUAUAAAUUAAGGAAUGUAAGAAAAAUAAAAUAUUUUCUUCAUUCUAAAAUUUAAUUUAUUUACACUUUUGAAGUUUGCAAGAGGGAUUUGCAGAUUAAUCUUUUGAAUUCACCCUCAACCUUAAAAUAUUAUGGAUUCUUUUCAAAAUCUUUCUAAGUUAGAAGCCGAAAGUAUUCAGAAAGAUUCCAGUGCUGUGGCAAAAGCGGAAUUAGAAAAAUCAACUCUACAGGCCAGUUCAACGAAUGUUAACAAAGAUAUGUCCACUGCACUUGGACUUGUUCAAAACGAUUUACUUGAGAGUGCAGAGAUAACAAAAUCAGAUGUUGAAUUUGGAGUAAUGGAAACUGUAUCAUUAGAGACAUCAAUUCAAGAAAAAAAUCUUGAUAUCCAAACUGCCAAUGCAGGAUCAAAUGACUUGAGUAAAUAUUUUAAUGUAAAUGAUAUUAAUAAAGAAAUUAAAGAUAAAGAAGGGGUAAACUUCUUCAUCGCUUUAGCUGAAAAUCCAGAAAAAAUUCAACAAACUUCAUUUCCUAAUAUUGAACAAAGAAAUAUACUGGAUGAUAAACAGAAUGAAUCUUAUUUGGAAAAAAAUACAGUAAUACCAGCCACUGAAAUUCCUAUAGACAGUGGAAAUUGUAAGGAUGAUCCAGCCCCUCCUCUCUUGAAAUUCUUUUCUGAUGAUAAAAGUGGUCAAGAUAAGGAUGGAAAAGCAUUUUUUGAUAAAAUAGCUGAAGAUAAAAUAGUUGGAGCUUUAGAAAUUGAACAACCCACCUUGAAAAUACCUGGUCUUGAUAACUUUCUGGAUUCUUCUAACUCAAGCGAUAUUGAAGAUUCAUGGAUACCAUCAGAUCGGACUCGGCAAAUUUUAGUAACUUUGGUUACAUCAAAAGGACAAUUCAUACCAGAUCCAAAUGACUUAACUAUGCCUGGAGUAAUAAUUGAAGAAGAAAUGGAAGAUCCUGUGAAAUUUUUAUUGAUGGAAUGCAACUCUCCUUUUGCUCAGCAGAGAAAGGCUUUGACGGUAAAUGAUGUUUCUGAAGAUGAAAAUGGUCUUAAAAAGCUGAUGGAAGGACAAUGUUACCAUGCAGCUAUAAAUCUUACAAAACGACUCUUAACAUCUUGUGGUCAAGGUCCUGGUAAAGAUGGGAAGCCGAGCACUCAUACUCCUUUUUCUUUAAGAAUAUGGUAUACUCGCUUGGCUUUAUUCAUUAAACUCAGAAAGUUUUCAUUGGCUGAAGUCGAAAGUGCUGUUUUUGGAGUAAUGGAUAAACCAGAUUUGUAUUAUGAAUUUUAUCCAGAAAUUUAUAGAGGAAGAAAAGGUUCUAUGGUACCAUUUGCACUCCGUCUUCUUCUAGCUGAACUUCCUCAAUAUCAAGGAAAUCAUCAAACUGCUUUGGAUAACAUGUAUCGAAUUCUCAAUAUUGUACAAAAGAUGUUGAACAAUGUUGAAAGUGGUUGCGCUGAAGAUGGAAGCAUGAUAGAACUAUCCGACCAAAGAAAAGCAGCUUCAUUAGAAGUCUGGAAACGAAGAGAAAAAGGGGUAUUAUUUUCAAUUCUGAACUGUGUACUUGCACAAAAGGACUAUAUUCUAGCUGUUUCUAUAGCAAAACUCUUGAUAGAGAAAAGUGGGAAAGAUACAGCACAUCUUCACUCUGCAUUAGGCAGAAUUUAUUUGCAACUUGGUGAUGUGCAAAGUGCUGAAAGCUAUUUUAGGAAAGCCACAACAAUUGCCAAAGAUAAUUCCACAGAUUUUAGAGUGGAAGAAAAUAUCAACAAUGCUUUGCUUGCUGUUGCCUGCGACGAAAAUGAAAAAGCUUUUAAGUACUUUGAGCAAGCUAAUUCAUUCCAACCAAAUGCUAUGCUUGUGAAUAACAUGGCAGUUUGUAAACUGUACACGGGGCAGUUGAAAGAAUCUUUAAGGCUGCUGGAGUCAGCCAUUCAACAAUCACCUUCUGCUUGUUUACACGAUGGCUUGAUUUUUAAUGUUUGCACACUUUACGAAUUGGAAUCCUCUCGAUGUCCACAAAAGAAAUUAGCCAUGUUAGAAUUAGUAUCAAAAUAUGCUGGAGAUUCUUUCAAUGUAAAUUGUUUAAAAAUUCAAACAGCAAAAGCUUAGCCUGCACGAAAUGCACUUCUGUAAAAAAUUAAUUAUGUGAUGUAAAUAAUAAAAUUAUCUUUCAUUCAAA